CGUUGGUCUCUUUCCCUCAACUUAUAUUUACCCUUCAAAACAAACGGAGAGUUGUAUAAGAACGCACAUUCUUGAGAUAAACAUUAUCAAUAAGAUGUCAGAGGGAGGAGAUGAUUUAGGCACAACCAACGGUACUCUACAGAGACACAUCAACACACAGGCUGGUAAAACACGUCAUAAAUGUGAUGUUUGUGGUAGAGAAUUCAGUCUAAGUAGUCACUUAAAGAGACACAUGAGAACACAUACUGGUGAAAAAACGUAUAAAUGUGAUGUUUGUGCUAAAGAAUUUAGUAAUGGUAGUCACUUAAAGCAACAUAUAAGAACGCAUACGGGUGAAAAACCAUAUAGAUGUGAUCUUUGUGCUAGAGAAUUUAGUCAAACAGGUCACUUAAAGACACACUUGAAAACACAUACUGGUAUAAAACUUCAUGAUUGUGAUGUCUGUUUUAGAAAAUUUAGAGAAAGAGGAGACUUAAAAAAACAUAUGAGAACACAUACUGGGGAAAAACCUUAUAAAUGUGAUCUCUGUGCUAGAGAAUUUUGUCAACGAGGUCAGUUAAAGAUUCACUUGAGAACACAUACUGGGGAAAAACCUUAUAAAUGUGAUGUAUGUGUUAGAGAAUUUUCACAAGGAAAUCAGCUUAAGGUGCACAUGAUUACACAUACUGGAGAAAAACCUCACAACUGUCAUUUAUGUGGUAAACGGUUUAAUUAUCUUAGAAGUUUACAGAGUCACAUGAGAACUCAUACAGGCGAUACACCUUUUGACUGUGAUAUAUGUGGUAAAGGGUUUAAUCAUGUUGGGAGUUUACAGAGGCAUCUGAUAAUACAUACAGGUGUUAAACCCCAUACCUGUGAUGUUUGUGGUAAAGCGUUUAAUCAGCUUGCUUAUUUACAGAGUCACAUGAGAAUACAUACAGGUGGUAAACCUCAUGAAUGUGAUGUUUGUGGGAAAGGGUUUAGUCAACAUAAAAGUUUACAGAGACACACGAGAACACAUACAGGGGAUAAACCUUACAAAUGUGUUGAAUGUGGUAAAGGGUUGGCCUAUUCCAGUGAAUUACAGCGACACAUGAGAAUACAUACAGGUGUUAAACCCCAUAACUGCGAUGUGUGUGGCAAAGCGUUUAAUCAGCUUGUUAAUUUUCAGAGUCACAUGAGAACACAUACAGGUGAUACACCUUAUAUAUGUGAUGUAUGUGGUAAACGGUUUAGUCAGCAUAGAAGUUUACAGAGUCACACGAGAACACAUACAGGGGAUAAACCUUACAACUGUGAUGUUUGUGGUAAAGCGUUUAAUCAGCAAUCUCAUUUACGAGUUCACAUAAGAAUACAUACAGGCGACAGACCUCAUGACUGUAAUGUUUGUGGUAAAGCGUUUAAUCAGAAAUCUCAUUUACAAGUUCACAUGAGAAUACAUACAGGUGAUAAAUCUUAUGUCUGUGAUGUUUGUAGUAAAGCGUUUAGUCGGCUUGGUAAUUUACGUAGACACAUGGAAACACACACAUGAAUGAUACACCUCAUGAUUGUGAUGUAUGUGGUAGAGUGUUUGGUCAGCUUUGAAAUUUACAGACUCGCAUGAGAAUACAUACAGGUUAUUUACUUAUUAACCAUAUGACUGUCAUCGGGGCUGUGCUGCAUGUGGUACCGUAUAGUGUUUGAUCAGGUUGGUACCUCACAGAAACACAUGAGAACACAUACAGGGGAUAAACCUUAUGACUGUAAUGCAUGUUGUAAACGGGUUAGUCGGCUUGGUAGGUUACAGAAACACAUGAGAAUACCUACUGAGGAAAAAGCUUUUACCACUCACAAUGAGAUGUUUGUCGUUGAGGUUCAGUGUGAGUGAUAUUAACAUAGACACACGAGAACACAUACUAGUCAAAUCAAGGAAAAUCUAAUUUGGUAUCAAAUUUCAUGACUUUAGACUUGCAGAGAACGCAUGCUUGCAGCAAACAUCACAAAUAUGACGUACAUGCUGUAUUUACAUGUUGUUACCAAAUGAAUGUUAUUUUGUUGUUUAAGGAUCAUAAAGUUCAUCUGUGAUGUAUCUAUAUAAAAACAUUAAAUGUGGUAUGACAAUGGCAUGAAUGUAUGACAAAUGUAUGAGAGUUCAUUCGGGUAUUAAACUUUUUAUAACAUUUAUUGUAAUAUGACAAUGUCAUGUAUGUGUGAGCGUUAAUUUGGGUAUUAAACUUUUUUUAUUUUAAAACAUUAAUUGUACAUGUAAUAUGACAAUGUCAUGAAUAUA
Mytilus trossulus (common blue mussel) is the source of this 2248-nucleotide messenger RNA. RefSeq names its product zinc finger protein 234-like. The coding region runs from base 95 to 1510 and encodes 471 amino acids. Gene Ontology annotation, cellular component: nucleus. The record is from RefSeq and is a predicted model, not a curated record. NCBI's taxonomy places the organism in Eukaryota, Metazoa, Mollusca, Bivalvia, Mytilida, Mytilidae. Gene Ontology annotation, biological process: regulation of gene expression. The transcript has 2 exons.